Molecule: messenger RNA, 2459 nt
Organism: Sinocyclocheilus grahami
Lineage: Eukaryota; Metazoa; Chordata; Actinopteri; Cypriniformes; Cyprinidae
Product: E3 ubiquitin-protein ligase TRIM17-like
Exons: 7
Coding region: 272-1849 (525 amino acids)
Molecular function (GO): zinc ion binding; protein binding
Source: RefSeq, a predicted model, not a curated record
CCCUUCUCUCUACACCUGCUUUGGUGAAAUCAUGGAUCUUGUAAUUCGAAACUGGCACAACAAAUGCACGUCCUUGUUGAGUUGUGAGAAAUAGGCCUACUGCAGGGUUAAGUUAGUAAAUUAAUUAGGUCUAAAGAAGUCGUUCCUAGUUUUCGAUCUUGAUGGUCCAAGUUUCCAGUUUUGUUGCGAUUGAAUGUGAUUCAGCUGUUGAUGUCUUCUUUCUUUGGGUGACGAUUAAGCGACUGAAUCCAUCACUGAAGGCUGUAAAGUCAUGGCUUCCUCCAGCAGUGUGUCUAAAAAAAGCCUCACAUGUUCCAUAUGUCUGGACGUGUUCACUGACCCUGUAACCACUUCCUGUGGCCACAACUUCUGCAUGGUCUGCAUCAGAAGCCACAGAGACCACAGUCCAUGCCCAAGGUGCCCACUAUGUGGGAGGGAAUUGGACUCAAAACAAGAUUUUAGCAUAAACCGAACCAUUAAAGAAAUUGCAGAGGACAUCAAAAGGAAACGGGUCCAGGAGAAGCCUGAAGUGUCCUGUGACAGUUGCCCAAAUAAAAAAAUGCGGACUGCUAUUAAGUCAUGCUUACACUGUGGAACCUCUUUCUGCGAGUCUCACUUGGAGCCCCAUAAAACUGCAGAAAAACUCAUGAAACACAAACUAAUUAACCCUGUGAAGAAUCUUGAGGAAUACAUUUGCAAGAAUCAUGAAAGACCUCUGGAUCUUUACUGUAGAGAUGAUCAGACAGCCAUCUGUCAGUUCUGCACCGAGAGUGACCACAGGACUCAUAAUACUGUUCCUCUGGAGAAGGAGAGUUUGAAAUUGCUGAUGAAUAAAAAGAUUGCGGUGCAGCAGAAAAUUCAGGUCAAGUUGCAGAAGAUGAAAGAAAGUAAACAUUCUUUGAGGUUUAACAAACAAGCCAAUGAGAAGGAGACUGAAGAGAACAUCGUGUUUUUUAAGGACGUCUUUGACAGAAGCAAUGCGGAGCUACUUGAGCUCACAGAGAAAAAUCAUAAAGAAACAGAAAGACGAGGAGAAGAGCACAUCAGAGAGCUAGAUGAAGAGCUCGUGGAGCUAAAGAGAAGACAAACUGAGCUGGAGAAGCUCUCGCAUCCUAUGAAUUUUACACAAAUUAUUAGGCUCCUGCGCAACCCCAAAUAUACCAAACGCUCAAAAAACAUCAGCAUUAGCACUCUUGAACAUGGAGGUAUUCUGAGGAAGACCAUAUCACAUCUUCAGAGCGCCCUGGAUGACAAAAUGAGAGAAACCGUUGGCAGAGAGCUGCGGAGUAUAAAACAUUACACAGUGGAUGUGACACUUGACCCUGACACAGCUCAUCCUGAGCUCAUGCUGUCUGACGAUGGGAAAAAGGUCUGGAAUACAGGCAAGUCACAGAAGAUUCCUGACACCCCAGAAAGGUUUAAUUAUUGCUCAUGUGUCUUAGGAAAGGAGGGGUUCUCCUCACAGAAAUUUUACUAUGAGGUUCAAGUCAGUGCGGUGGAGUGGGAUUUAGGUGUGGCAAAAGAAUCCAUUGACAGAAAAGGGGAUAUUGGGCUCAACCCAGAGAAUGGAUAUUGGACUAUAUGGCUGAGGAACAGGACUGAGUAUGCAGCGAAUGACUGCCCCCCUGUCCCUCUCACCUUGAAAGAGAAGCCAGUGAAAGUGGGAGUGUUUGUGGAUUUUGAGGAGGGUUUGGUCUCUUUUUAUGAUGUUGAAGCCAGGUAUCAUAUCUAUUCUUUCACUGGGCAGUCUUUUCCUGGAAAGCUCUAUCCAUAUUUCAGUCCUGGAGAAUUUGAGAAAGGGCAGAACUCACAUCCGCUGAUCAUUACACCUGUUGACUCAGUCGAAUAAAUCAACUUUUAAAGGAACUAUUAAAAUGAUUAUGGUUAUGAGUCUUUGUAGUCUGAACCCUCUCAGACCUAAAUGAUGUUAAAUGUAAAUAUGACCAUACUUUAUUUCUUCUCUUAAUUCAACAAUGAAUGAUAAUUAAUCAAAUGACUCAAUUCAUUCUUUAAAAAAAAAAAAUUCUAAUGUCUGUUACAUUGUUGGAAGCAGGUAAGUUUAAAAAUGCUAAAUGCAUAAGAUUAAUACACAUUUAAUACAAAGAAACAAAUAAAUAUCUGGUUAAAGCAUUAGAUUCAUUUAGUUCCAUUUAUGUUGUUUAUUUUCAAUUUUCAGAAAGGGCUUAAUUGUUAUGAAUGUUGAUUAUAUAUGUUAAUUUCAAUAUCAGCAUUCUUCAAGAACUUAAUUUGUCAAAGUCCGAUGUUUUUAAAACAAUAAUGUACAAAAAACAUUCAAAGGAAAUCAAAAGGAAGUUGAAAACAUGCAGUGAUUCACCACAUUCCAAAUGAUUUCAUCUUCCCUCAUUAUUCAGUUUUUGUGUACUCAAUUUCUUUUCAGUAAUUUUGUCUGUAAGACUCAAGACGUUUGAUCUCUUUAAUGUUUUAUGGAUUUUUGUCUU